Messenger RNA from Octopus bimaculoides (California two-spot octopus), 449 nucleotides. RefSeq lists its product as uncharacterized. Lineage: Eukaryota; Metazoa; Mollusca; Cephalopoda; Octopoda; Octopodidae. The record is from RefSeq and is a predicted model, not a curated record.
CCGGUAAAAAAGAGCUUAUGUUCCGGUUAUUCCCCUUUUAAAUAUCCCGAGUGUCACUCUCUGUUGCGGAGGGCAUCUGGUGGCAACGAAGGUCAGGAUGAAGUUAACUGAGAUGAAAAUGGCUGAACAAAUGAGGUACCCAUAUACUAUGAGUGCCAAGAUGAUGCGCUUUCCAUGGAAGUACCAUUGGGCUAAUGCUAGAUUUUUGAGAUAUUUGACAUAUGCUAUCAUCAUAGCAUCUCCUCUUUACAUCAAGAUCCAUAAAUUUGCAAACCAACCUGCCAACUGGGCAAAAUGGAAUGGCAUCAGAGCUAAGAGAGAACAUACCCACUUCGAUCCUGUCAAGCCUUGAGAAAAAUGGAGUUUUACUUAGAAUAUAACUUUAGACAAUUUUUCAACAGUAUUGUUGGGUUAAAAACCUCUAAAAUAAAGUAAAACUGUUAAAAAAA